Messenger RNA from Cryptomeria japonica (Japanese cedar), 1107 nucleotides. RefSeq lists its product as uncharacterized. Bases 237 to 806 code for a protein of 189 amino acids. NCBI's taxonomy places the organism in Eukaryota, Viridiplantae, Streptophyta, Pinopsida, Cupressales, Cupressaceae. The record is from RefSeq and is a predicted model, not a curated record. The transcript has 7 exons.
AAUUUGUACCGUGACUACUGACUACUAACCAAAAUCCCACCUGCCUUUGAAUUAUCCAUCCAUUCAAAAUACCUUUAAUUCAUAUUUGUUAUUGGGGCUCUUUUAACAAAAGUUCCAUUCCAUUCCAGAAUCAGAACAAUGAGGUUUGAAUAGAGCAACCAUAACUGCCCCAACAGAAGAGAAAAAACCAGGAAAAAAACAAGCCAACAGGUUUUGGAACCGAAGAACGAGAUAAAAUGUCUGAGUCGGCAGGUUCUUCCUACAGUUAUAAACACAAAGGCAAAUCCCUCCAGAAAUCAGGAAUGCUGACGAGGCAACAGCUCCUCCAUCUCUUUGACCUCUUUGCAAUCGAACUCGGCAAAGCAGAAGUGAAGAAGCGGAUCGCGGAUGCCGUCAGGGACAAUCAAGAACCAGUGGCUAUCACUACCGAGAUACAAGAGGAGCUUCUUUUGAAGAUGGACAUUGAUCCACAAUUUGGCAUUUCUUGCUUGGGGAAGAUUAACACUGUUUAUGAGAAUGAUCGUGAAUUAAUGCUCCAGUUCUAUGACUUUGUUGCAAAAGAAGAAUUGGCUUGUGAUGAAGCAGAAUUGGGGCCAGCUGGAUUCUCAGAAAAAGUCAGGCAGCAGCAGAAAUUACAGGAACAGCAAUUAAUGAUGCUGAGACAGAUGCGAGAAUUGCCGAUAGAUGAUCAAUGCUCGGUUCUUAAAGCUCUGCAUGAGCAGAUGGAACAAGGGCAGUAUGAAAAUAGUAGUGCAGUUAUGACACAAGAGCAAAUUCAGCAUCUGAUCAACAGAAAAUUAGAAUGAUUUUAGAAGCCGAGAUCAAUUUUCCAGUAGGUUCCAUUAGUGCAGAGAACGUUUGAAGCACGUUCCUCUUGUAUUUGCAAAGAAACUUUGUAACUAGCAUUCUUUCUUUAGGACCUGCUAAUGAAUCACUUUUUUUUGCAUCACUCUCAAACAUGUCCCAUGCUCAGUUUUUAAGAAUGUUGCUAAUUGAAAUAAAAUCUGAAUUUUUUUCUAUCAAAAUGUUGCCUUGUAAGUGAUGAAAAGUAACAACUACGCUUUCCUCUGUUUGGUUACAUGUCAAUGAAAUUUACUUUAAGCAGUC